AUGGAUGAAGAUUUGUAUGAUGAGUUUGGUAAUCUAAUUGGUCAAGACGCCUUCGAUUCUGAUUCAGCUUCUGAUCUUGAAGAGACAGAAAGACAUUUUAAUCAAUCACAAGAGUCUUCUGAUAAGGAAUUUGAUGAUGAUGGUAACUAUCUCGAUAAUGAAAUAGAAAAUUCAAAAGCUUUAGUUUCAGGUGCUCUAGGCACAGUGUACGACAGUGACGUCGAAGUUCUAUCAGAAUCCGAAGAUAGACAAUCUAAGGAUCAACCAAUUGUUGAACCAAUAAAUGACGUAAAUGCUCACCUGAAGCAUUUAGUAUACACUAGAUCAAACAAUGAUAUACCUAAAAUGCGGUACGAUCCUGAAUACUUCCUUGGAACCUUACAUGCACCCGAAAGAGUUAGAAACAUUUCAGUAGUUGGACCAUUGCAUUCUGGUAAAACUUCUUUAGUAGAUUUAUUAGUGCUUGAUGCAUUUAAAAAAAUACCGAAUAUGAGUAAGAAUGUUAAGUUAGGAUGGAAACCAUUAAAAUAUACUGAUAAUACAAAAUUGGAAAUUGAUAGGGGGAUUUCUACAAAACUGAAUGGUAUUUCUUUCUUAGCUACAGAUCUAAACGAUAAAUCUUUUGCUUUAAAUAUUUUAGAUACUCCUGGGCAUGUCGAUUUUAUUGAUGAAAUGGCAGUGGGGAUAUCAGCAUGUGAUCUUGCAAUUAUUUGUAUAGAUGCGGUUGAAGGAUUUACUUCAAUAGUUGCUAAAUUAUUUGAUGAGUGUAAAAAUAGAAGAAAAAUGGGAGUUUUAUUUGUUAUCAAUAAAAUUGACAGAUUAAUACUAGAAAUGAGAUUACCGCCUAAUGAGGCUUAUUUAAAAAUGAAGCAAAUUGUUGACGAAAUCAAUGAGAUGUCAACCGAUAUAGAAUAUUGCCCUACAAAGAAUAAUGUAUUAUUUGCAUCAACUAAAUUAGGUUUCACAUUUUCAAUAAAAGAAUUUGUCCAGUAUUAUUAUUCAUCAAAGCUACCGGCUGAAAAAUCACAAGGAUUUUGUCAAAGACUAUGGGGAGAUAUAUAUUUUGAAAAAGGUAAGUUUAGUUCCCGAAGAAAUAAUUCUAAAACUCCAACUUUUGUAGAAUUUAUUCUUAUACCACUGUAUAAAAUAUUUACCAAUACCUUGGCAAAUGAAAGGUCAACUUUAGCAUCACUUAUGAAAUCUAACUUCAACAUUCAUCUAGGUGAAUCUGAUUUAACACUUGAUCCACAACCAUUAUUGAGAAAUAUCCUUCGACAAAUAUUCCGCUCACAACAAGGAUUAGUUGAUAGUUUGGUAAAUUUUGAUAACAACUUAAUCAUUGAUAAUAAACUUAAUUUAUCCAUUACACAUAAAAUUAAUAAAACUGAAACUGCUUUAUUGGCGCAUGCACUAAAAAAUAUUGAUUACGGUGGAGAAGAGUGGAGCUUGGUACGUAUAUACCGUGGUUCGAUUACUAAAGGUAUGAAAAUCCGUGUAACGGAUUCUAGUAUGGUCCCAACUAAUCAUAAUGACUUUGCUACGAAUAAUAACCUGCAGAAACAAGAAUUUGAUACUGAAAGCAUACUUGAUGAAUCUACAGAAUCUGUAGUUACAGAUAUUGUAUUACUGGGUGGAAGGUUUACUACGCCAGUCUCUGAGGCUUUUGAAAACCAAAUCGUUCUAAUUAAAGGCAUUUACUCGUCAUUCAUUAAAUCUGCCACAAUAACAAGUGUGCAAGAAAUUAGGAUUCCGUUAUUUUUCCCAAUAAAUUACAUAAGUGAUUCUGUGUUUAAAGUUGUUAUUGAACCAUAUAAUCCAAAAGAACUUCCGAAAUUAUUAGAUGGUUUAAAUAAGGUAUCCAAGUAUUAUCCCGGUAUUAAAAUUAAAAUAGAAGAGUCUGGUGAACAUAUUAUAGUAGGUAAUGGUGAAUUGUACUUAGAUUGCGUCUUAUAUGAUUUAAGAAAUAAUUAUGCCAAUAUGGAAAUCAAAAUAUCUAUGCCUUUAACUAUAUUUUCAGAAAGCUGCUCAUCUGAAUCAUUUGCAUCUAUACCAGUGAAAUCAUCAAAUAAUAUGAUCGAGAUUAGUAUUGGUGUUGAACCCUUGCCAUUAAAUUUAAUUAAAGAUUUAAGUGAGAAUAACAUUUCAGACGAAGAGUUAAAUUCCAAUAAGAGACAAAUGUCGAAACUUUUGAGAACCAAAUACGAUUGGGACUCUCUAGAGGCAAGAAAUGUUUGGACUUUUAAUAAUUGUAAUGCAUUUAUUGAUGAUACAUUAGAGGAUGAAACAGAUAAAGAUAAGAUCAAUACGUAUAAGAAACAAAUAAUACAGGGGUUUCAUUGGGCUAUAAGAGAAGGACCUUUGGCAGAAGAACCUAUUUAUGGUGUUAAAUUUAAGCUAUUAAAAUUGAUGAUAGAUGAUGAAAGUCAAGAUACAGCCCUUAUCUCUACCCAAAUUAUUCCAUUAAUUCGUAAAGCAUGUUAUGUUGGUCUAUUGACUGGUAAACCAACCGUAUUAGAACCGAUUUAUGAAGUUCAAGUUAUUACAAAGAGUAAUCUAAUACCCAUUGUUGAAGAAGUAAUUAGAAAAAGACGUGGUGGCCGUAUAUACCGUAACAAUAACAUUGGUGGAUCACCAUUGAGUGAAAUUAAGGCUCAAAUCCCUGUCAUCGAUUCAAUUGGAUUUGAAGUUGACCUAAGGUUGGCUACAAGAGGUGGAGCAAUGUGUCAGUUGCAUUUCUGGAAUAAAAUUUGGAGGGAAGUUCCAGGGAAUGUUAUGGAUAAAGACGCACCAAUACCGAAAUUGAAGCCUGCCCCAUAUAAUAGUCUUGCUCGUGAUUUUGUUAUGAAGACAAGAAGACGUAAAGGAUUAACUAAUGGUGGGUUUAUGAGUAAUGAUGGACCAACAUUAGAAUCAUAUAUUGCUAGCGAUCUCUAUGAGCAAUUAGUAGAGGGUGAAUUAGUAUAA
Molecule: messenger RNA, 2964 nt
Organism: Henningerozyma blattae CBS 6284
Lineage: Eukaryota; Fungi; Ascomycota; Saccharomycetes; Saccharomycetales; Saccharomycetaceae
Gene: SNU114
Product: U5 snRNP GTPase SNU114
Exons: 1
Coding region: 1-2964 (987 amino acids)
Biological process (GO): mRNA splicing, via spliceosome
Cellular component (GO): U4/U6 x U5 tri-snRNP complex; U2-type catalytic step 2 spliceosome; cytosol
Molecular function (GO): GTPase activity; U5 snRNA binding; translation elongation factor activity
Source: RefSeq, a predicted model, not a curated record